Messenger RNA from Molossus molossus (Pallas's mastiff bat), 1696 nucleotides. It is a transcript of the gene SNTB2, whose product is annotated as syntrophin beta 2. The transcript has 7 exons. The coding region runs from base 15 to 1640 and encodes 541 amino acids. Gene Ontology annotation, molecular function: structural molecule activity; protein binding. Gene Ontology annotation, cellular component: intracellular anatomical structure; dystrophin-associated glycoprotein complex; synapse. The record is from RefSeq and is a predicted model, not a curated record. Lineage: Eukaryota; Metazoa; Chordata; Mammalia; Chiroptera; Molossidae.
GCUGCCUGACUGGAAUGAGGGUAGCAGCGGCGACUGCGGCGGCAGGAGCGGGACAGGCCAUGGCGGUGUGGACGCGGGCCACCAAAGCGGGGCUGGUGGAGCUGCUCCUGAGGGAGCGCUGGGUCCGGGUGGUCGCGGAACUGAGCGGGGAGAGCCUGAGCUUGACGGGCGACGCGGCGGCGGCGGAGCCCGAGCCAGCUCUGGGGCCGGCGGCGGCCGCCUUCAACGGCCUCCCGAACGGCGGCGGCGGCGCCGGUGACUCGUUGCCCGGGAGCCCGAGCCGUGGCCUGGGCCCCCCGAGCCCUCCCGCGCCACCGCGGGGCCAAGCGAGCGAGGCGGGGGCGUCGCCGCCGGUGCGCCGGGUGCGGGUGGUGAAGCAGGAGGCGGGCGGCCUGGGCAUCAGCAUCAAGGGCGGCCGCGAGAACCGGAUGCCGAUCCUCAUCUCCAAGAUCUUCCCGGGUCUGGCAGCCGACCAGAGCCGGGCACUGCGGCUGGGCGACGCCAUCCUGUCGGUGAACGGCACGGACUUGCGCCAGGCCACCCACGACCAGGCCGUGCAGGCGCUGAAGCGCGCGGGCAAGGAGGUGCUGCUGGAGGUCAAGUUCAUCCGAGAAGUAACGCCAUAUAUCAAGAAGCCAUCAUUAGUAUCAGAUCUGCCAUGGGAAGGUGCAGCUCCCCAGUCACCAAGCUUUAGUGGCAGCGAGGACUCUGGUUCUCCAAAACACCAGAAUAGCACCAAGGACAGGAAAGUCAUUCCUCUCAAAAUGUGCUUUGCUGCUAGAAACCUAAGCAUGCCGGAUCUGGAGAACAGAUUGAUAGAGCUACAUUCACCUGAUAGCAGAAACACGUUGAUCCUACGCUGCAAGGAUACAGCCACUGCACACUCCUGGUUCGUAGCUAUCCACACCAACAUAAUGGCUCUCCUCCCACAGGUGUUGGCUGAACUCAAUGCCAUGCUUGGUGCAACCAGUACAGCAGGAGGCAGCAAGGAGGUCAAGCACAUUGCCUGGCUGGCAGAACAGGCAAAACUAGAUGGUGGAAGACAACAGUGGAGACCUGUUCUCAUGGCAGUGACUGAGAAGGAUUUGCUGCUUUAUGACUGUAUGCCAUGGACAAGGGAUGCCUGGGCAUCACCAUGUCACAGCUACCCUCUUGUUGCCACAAGAUUGGUUCAUUCUGGCUCUGGAUGUCGAUCACCCUCCCUUGGUUCUGACCUUACAUUUGCUACCAGGACAGGCUCUCGGCAGGGCAUUGAGAUGCAUCUCUUCAGGGUGGAGACACAUCGGGAUCUGUCGACCUGGACCAGGAUACUUGUUCAGGGUUGUCAUGCUGCUGCUGAGCUCAUCAAGGAGGUGUCUCUAGGCUGCACGUUAAAUGGACAAGAGGUAAGACUCACUGUCCACUACGAAAAUGGGUUCACUAUCUCCAGGGAAAAUGGAGCUACCAGCAGCAUACUGUACCGUUAUCCCUUUGAAAGGCUGAAAAUGUCUGCUGAUGAUGGCAUUAGAAAUCUGUAUCUGGAUUUUGGUGGUCCUGAGGGAGAGCUGACCAUGGACCUGCACUCUUGUCCAAAGCCGAUUGUAUUUGUGUUGCACACGUUCUUGUCGGCCAAAGUCACUCGCAUGGGACUGCUUGUAUGAGUAGCAGAAAAUCAGAAAAGAACCUUGAAUGUCACAAGUAUUUCCAUCUCAAAAAA